UGACGUAAACCAGGUAAGAUAAAGCGUGGCUGAGCUUUGAAGCGUAUGUGCAACAUUAUAGAACAUUUUACCAUAUAUGUCAAGAAUACUACCUAGGUGUGUAACUUAUACAUUGUCGUGUAACUACCUACGCAAACUAUAUAUAGCACGGCCAUGAUUUUGUUUUGUUUUGUUUUGUUUUUUGCUUUCACUUCGUACAACUUGGUCAAAUAAAUAAACAAAUGGAUAAACAGUAUGAUUACUCUCGGCAUAAAUUUUGUAUUAGUUUGGUUUUCGACUAUAACACCCUCACGUCUAAAACAAAUGAUACUGAUGGUUACUUUGCAUCCAGCCAAGAUGCAAGAUACAGGGAAAAAACCCAAGUCCCUUCAUUUUUAUAUAACACUAUCAGCAAAACCGUGAUAGCCAGAGAUGGCUCAUAUGAUCAGCUGAUAUGUGAAACCAAGGAAGCACAAGAAAAUUUAUUUUAUGUACAUAACGUUUUCGCCGAACUUUACAAUAAUUAUUUAAGAUUACAGGAAAAGCCUUCUGAAAAAAAUGCGUUUGAUGAUCUUGUUCAGCAAGAGGCAAUAGAUCUCUUAAAACUGCAAGUAAAUUAUUGGAUAAAAGAGCUAGAUUGUUCGACAACAGAGUUCUGUUAUGCAUUUAGUAUACCUUCACAUUGGAGUGAUAAUACUAGAGAAGAGUUAAUCCAGCCACUUUUCUUAAAGUCUGGUUUAAUUAACAAAGAUGAUGUUGGAGGAAGAUUGAUUUUUUUCACCGAGUUAGAGUUAACAUUCAGAUACCUGCAGUCUGAAGAUCAUUACAGGCGCAGUGUAGAAAUGAACCAAGGUCAUCAGUAUGUCAUAAUGUCUUUAGAAUUCCAGCAAGAAUUACAUGUCGACCUACAGUUGGUAUCAGCACAGUAUCCAGGCUUAAAAACAGUGGACAGCAGAUAUAUUCCUCAACUAUUGAAGAAUUUUCGUUUUACGAUUCCUUUUGGGUUUCAAAACGUCAAGUCGUCACUUACAGCAUGUCUUGAAAAGCUUUGUGAUCCCAUAUUAACGCUCGAAAUCAUUGACCAGAUGCUUGAAACUAUAAAUGAACAAUUUGAAAGAAUGAUAGAGAGGUAUGAUCAUUCAUUCGAGUCCGUCUUAUCACUUCAGCCGUUUGAAAAUUUUGAAUAUGUUUAUGAUCCGCAAUACAGUAAAAAUAAAUUCAAUUUCGACAUUGUUAGAUCAUUGACUCUGGAAGACAUUUUGGAAGGCUGGUUUCAUUCCGUUGAGAAAACAUUCAUGAAUGGAAUGUACACUUUGCUUCUGGGUACAGACAAUGUCAAAGCUAGAUCUUUAAUAAUUUCUUGCGCGGAGUGUAUUCAAAAAAAUAGGGGUUCAGUAGCUGUACUUAAAUUAGUUGAAAAAUGGGCGAAAGCAAGUAGCGAAGAGCAAGAUAGCUCAUACGAAUUAAACGCGAAUAACGAAUGCUACAGUUAUUGUUUUUCGGUACAAGAGAAACUGGAUACGUUUUCUGCACUUGUAAAAAACCAAAUGGAAGAGUACAACAGGAGCAGAGACCCAAUCAUAUUGCCUAGAGACUUGACAACCGAACAAUCAGGAAGCUCUUCAAAACCUGUCUAUUUUUUUAAUAUAGACUUGCUGGCGACACGAAAUAAAGUAACACUCACGUACAUGAACGAGAAAAAUAAGGUCAAACAGACUAACGCAAUUGACUGUGACAUAAAACCCUUGGAUACAUUUUUCAAGCAAUCAGAAUCCUAUCAAAGACCGCAUCUUCAUAUCAGCAAUAGGUAACAAUAAGCAAGAGAAAGUGGUUCAAACUAUUGACUUUGUUUAUGUAUAGACUCAAGAUACAAUUAGAGAAAAUGUUCGCUGAGUAUCUUAUAAUUUACUCGAAGCUCAACCGAGAAAAGACCUCGUCCCGACUAACUCAGCCUGAAAUUAAAACUACUUCUGGCAGUUGCUUUGGGAUAAAAACUAGCAAAAAUUGGCCAAAGGAAAUCAGAAAUUUCUUUGCCUCCUCAAGCCCACGCCUUCUCGAGCAAGUUAUGCAAAACGUCAAAAUGGAUAAUCUUUUUAUGAAGAACAAUAGCUCCCGUAGUGAUAAAACAGAUGUAGUGAUUACCUCUGAUCCUGGCUACAUUCUCUUUUUUAUCUUAGCAUACCUGCACAGUUUAAACAUAUUGCUGAACAAAGAACUAAAUGUAAA
Molecule: messenger RNA, 2205 nt
Organism: Mucor mucedo
Lineage: Eukaryota; Fungi; Mucoromycota; Mucoromycetes; Mucorales; Mucoraceae
Exons: 6
Coding region: 222-1790 (522 amino acids)
Source: RefSeq, a predicted model, not a curated record